AUGUCCGGGCUCGGCAGCCCCGUCGCCAUGCUGAAGGCGAUGCUCGCCCGAGUGCCGCUCAUUCUUAAGACCGCCCUGUUGCACGGCAUGCAUCUAUCGCCCGUUUCGGGGAAGCAGGACCUGCGCACCGAACUGACCGUGGCCAUCAUCCGCUCGUUCAUCACCAUGACCCUGCCCGUGUCGAAGCAGCAAAAGGGCAGCAUGCGCGACCCCGGCAUCAAGGGGCCCAUGUGGGUGUCCAAGGUGACGCUCCCUCAGCCCGAGGACGACGUCCAGGAGGCCGUCAUCAAGGCCAUCGAGGACCUCAAAGUCGGCGACGAGACGUACAAUAUCCCCGGCGUCGGCCCCGUCGAGGCCGAAUGGACAGGCCACCGUAACGGCGUGGGCAAGAACGCGCCGCAGCCUGACGUCUCCGAGGAAGAGAAGUACGCCCGGUUGCGAAAAGAGACUCCCUCGGAUGCUGUCAUUCUCUACUUCCACGGCGGCGCAUACUUUCUGAUGGACCCCUGCACCCACCGCCAACAGGUCGCCCACCUGUCCAAACGCACCGGCAUGCCCGUACUCUCCGUGCGCUACCGACUCGCGCCACAGCACCCUUUCCCCGCCGCGCUGGUUGACGCCCUCGUCGCCUACCUGUCUCUGCUCGCCCCGCCGGCCGGCGCCCUCCACGCCGCCGUGCCCGCAAACAAGAUCGUGCUGGCCGGCGACUCAGCCGGCGGCAACCUCAGCCUCGUCCUCCUGCAGACGCUGCUAACCCUCCAGCGCAUCGCACCCACCGUCCGCUUCCACGGCCGCGACGUCCCCAUCGCGCUCCCCGCCGGCGUGGCCACCAGCUCGCCCUGGUGCGACAUCACUCGGUCGAUGCCCUCGGUCGUCGACAACGCCGUGUACGACUACCUCGCCCCGCCGACGCAGCGGUACGAGUCCGGCGCGAAGUUCCGCGCGCCCAACCUCCCGGACGACGCGGUCUGGCCGCGCGACCCGCCCCGCGUCGACUUCUACGCCCACGCCUCCGCCUGCAUCCACCCGCUCGUGUCGCCGCUCGCCGGCCGCAGGGAGAUCUGGAAGGACGCCCCGCCGGUGUUCAUGACGGUCGGCGAGGAGGGCCUCGCGGAUGAGGGGCUCGUGCUGGCGCGCAAGAUGCACCAGGCCGGCGUGCCUGUCGUCGUGGAGCAGUUCGAGGGCAUGCCGCAUUGUUUUGGGCUGAUCAUGAUCGGGACCCCGGCUGGUCGUCGGUUUUGGGACGGCUGGGCGCGCUUCUGUCGUGAGGCGGUUGCGGGGCAGGUCACGGCGUCGGGGGCUCUGACGUAUCUUGGCUUCAAGCUGCGGUCGACCCGGGACGUUCCCUUGGAUGAGGCGGUUUCGUUGACGGAUGAGGAGGUGGAUCGCCGGUUGCGCGAGAGCGCGCAAUGGAGACUCGAGGGGGAGUUGCAUCUUCAGCAGCAAUUUGCAAAAGCCAAGCUUUGA
Messenger RNA from Aspergillus terreus NIH2624, 1467 nucleotides. RefSeq names its product alpha/beta hydrolase. Bases 1 to 1467 code for a protein of 488 amino acids. The transcript has 2 exons. Gene Ontology annotation, molecular function: hydrolase activity. The record is from RefSeq and is a predicted model, not a curated record. Lineage: Eukaryota; Fungi; Ascomycota; Eurotiomycetes; Eurotiales; Aspergillaceae.